AUGUACUUUUAUACGAAAAGCUCUUCUUCCAGAUCGCUCCUCUUCCCCUUUCCUCCAGACACAGGGGCCACUGGCGACCAGCAGUAGCGGACGGCUCUCUGCAGCGUGAACUGGCCGGAGACCGGUUGGGCGACGGGGACGACGAGAGUUGACGGAAUCCUAGGGUUUUUAGGGGACUUAGUUGAAUUGAGAGGUGAUCAAGAAGAAGUGGAGGCAUGGAGCGGAUGGACCGAUGAGCAGAACUGAAAUCAACAGUGACCAGAAACUUAAUUACUAAUUUGCUGGUUUCGUGAGGAGCGAGCUACAAGACGGUAGUAUGGACGCGGAGGGAGGCAACGGGAAGGAAGAGGCCAGGAAGACAGGGCUGGGAGGCCUGCCGCUCCUAGGAGGCUCCCAUGGCAGUGUACGCAGCGUCGGUAGUGACCUACAGCUGAGGCAGAUGCUCGAUUCCCUCAAAUCCUUGAAAACUCCAGCUGUGAUCAACUAUGGUGCCUCAUGGUGCAGUGUUUGUAGUCAGAUUCUUCCACCUUUCUGCAGGUUCAGUAAUGAAUUCAAGAAUUUUACUUUCAUCUAUACUGAUAUUGAUGGAUGCCCUGAAACAACUCAAAACAUACGUUAUACCCCAACCUUCCAUUUUUACCGGGAUGGAGAAAGGGUCGAUGAGAUGCUUGGUGCAGGAGAAGAGCGACUGCAUGAUCGAUUGUGGUUGCAUUCGUGAUAACGUUACAGAAGACUUUGGUUUGAGUGGAUGCUGUUGUUAGAAUUAAUGCUGGAAAGGAACAAAGCAGACUGAUGGGGAAGAUAUGUAGGCGCACAUGUUGAUCUCAAAUUACAUGAAGGUGCUUCAACCAAAUGACAUGAGCUUCUUCAAACAAAUGAAAAGAUAUACACAGACCAUACAUGUUGAUCUCAAAGCAAGACCAGGUUAUGAUGUGAGCAAUCUGAAGUACCACAUCUCGAAUUGUACUCAUCCUUACAUUGUAUGCAGCAGUACUCUUGUUGCCAGCAGCAUGAACAUGGCCUGUUCAUUAUGGCAUUAUAAAUUCACUGCUAUUGGUAGCCAUGCCAUGUUGAAGAUCAUUGGACCGAGGGUGCAGACCGCAGAUUAUCCAGACCACCGCGUACACUACAGCUUGCUCUAAGAAUCAGUCGCAUUGGACCGGGGGUACAUCACAUUCUAUAGGAAUCCAGUCUUGCCCAAAAGGAUCCUCGUUGCAUGAGUAUCUGACAAUAGUCGGUAUGUUAUCCAGUAAGCUAUUGAAAUUUUUCGAUGGUAAGAUCAAUGUGAUACACAAACAUUUCUUUCAUCAACAUAAUUCAAGUCCUAAACAGUACAGAUGUCUAUGUCAUGGAAUGGUGGAGCGUAGAGUUCUUUGAGCAAACGAACAAUGUCGCUUGUAGGGCAACAACGGAACCAGCGUAACCAAAAGGGUGGAUUAUUACUGCUCUCAAUUCUUCUGGCAGUGCAAUAGCCUCGCCAAAAAUACAGCCUGGCGAGCGUGCUGUGCAGGCCAAAGAACAACGGAGGAUUAGUCACCCAAGAUCAUCGAUCUGUUCCCGUUUCGAUUGUCAUGCCGCAACUAUCAGACCGAUUGUGGUAGUUGCACAAUGACGAUCAGAGAGGAACAGAUGAUUAUUUGUGUGAGGAAGUUCAGAGUUGGCUACCACUUCCAAAAAAAAUUCAAAAACUAUGCGAUGUUUGAUUUUGCUAAUAUGUCAACACAUGGCGUGAAUAUAAUAAUGUAUAUUUGGUCUGCAUAUAUCUUCAGAUACAUUGUUUGGGGGA
Molecule: messenger RNA, 1786 nt
Organism: Brachypodium distachyon (stiff brome)
Lineage: Eukaryota; Viridiplantae; Streptophyta; Magnoliopsida; Poales; Poaceae
Product: thioredoxin-like 3-3
Exons: 6
Coding region: 317-718 (133 amino acids)
Source: RefSeq, a predicted model, not a curated record